AUGGCGCUGCGGGCCCGGGCGCUGUACGACUUCAGGUCGGAGAACCCGGGGGAGAUCUCGCUGCGGGAGCACGAGGUGCUGAGCCUCUGCAGCGAGCAGGACAUCGAGGGCUGGCUGGAGGGCGUCAACAGCCGCGGCGACCGCGGCCUCUUCCCGGCCUCUUACGUGCAGGUGAUCCGCGCCCCGGCCGCCGAGCCGCCGCCGCCCGCCCGCUACGCCAACCUCCCCGCCGGCGGCUUCGAGCCGCUGCCGCCCCCCGCCGCCUUCAAGCCGGCGACACAGCAGGCCCCGCCGGCGGCGGCGCCCGAGCCCUUCCCUCUGCCCCCCGCCGCCGGGUACCCCUUCCGGCUGGCGCCCUACGGCGGGUCCUACCAGCCCAGCCAGGGCAGCGAUGACGACUGGGACGACGACUGGGACGAAAGCUCCACGGUGGCCGAUGAGCCGGGCGCCCUGGGCAGCUCCUACCCCAACUAUGAGGCGGCAGGUGACCGGGCCUCUGGCCGCUACUGCCUGUCCACGCGGUCCGAGCUGUCCCUGAGCUCCCACGGUGGCCAUCUGGCAGGCCACCUGCACCCACCCGGCAGCAGCGCCAAGAGCUCGGCCACGGUGAGCCGCAACCUCAACCGCUUCUCCACCUUUGUCAAGUCCGGCGGGGAGGCCUUCGUGCUGGGCGAAGCAUCAGGCUUUGUGAAAGACGGGGACAAGCUGUGCGUGGUGCUGGGCCCCCAGGGCCCCGAGUGGCAGGAGAACCCCUACCCUUUCCAGUGCUCCAUCGAGGACCCCACCAAGCAGACCAAGUUCAAGGGCAUGAAGAGCUACAUUGCCUACAAGCUGGUGCCCAGCCACACCGGGCAACAAGUGCACCGCCGCUACAAGCACUUUGACUGGCUCUAUGGACGCCUGGCCGAGAAGUUCCCCGUCAUCUCCGUGCCCCACUUGCCAGAGAAGCAGGCCACUGGCCGCUUUGAGGAGGACUUCAUCUCCAAACGUCGCAAAGGCCUGGCCUGGUGGAUGGACCACAUGUGCAGCCACCCCGUGCUGGCUCAGUGCGAUGCCUUCCAGCACUUCCUCACCUGUCCCAGCACAGAUGAGAAGGCCUGGAAACAAGGCAAGCGCAAGGCUGAGAAGGACGAGAUGGUGGGUGCCAACUUUUUCCUGACCAUCAGUGUCCCCACUGGCCCUGGGGCCGGCCUGGACUUACAGGAGGUGGAAAGCCAGGUGGAUGGCUUCAAAGCCUUCACGAAGAAGAUGGACGAGAGCACCCUGCAGCUUAAUCACACGGCCAACGAGUUUGCCCGCAAACAAGUCACUGGUUUCAAGAAGGAAUACCAGAAGGUGGGGCACUCCUUUAAGUGCCUCAGUCAGGCGUUUGAGCUGGACCAGCAGGCCUUUUCGGCUGGCCUCAACCAAGCCAUAGCCUUCACUGCAGAAGCCUAUGACGCCAUCGGGGACCUCUUUGCAGAUCAGCCCCGGCAGGACCUAGAUGCUGUGAUAGAUUUGUUAGUACUGUAUCAGGGGCAUUUGGCCAACUUUCCAGACAUCAUCCAUGUCCAGAAAGGAGCCCUUACCAAAGUAAAGGAGAGUAAGCGACAUGUGGAAGAGGGGAAGAUGGAGCUCCAAAAAGCUGAGGGCAUUCAAGAACGCUGUAACAUUAUUUCUUUUGCGACUCUAGCAGAAAUUAAUCAUUUCCACAAAAUUCGUGUGAGAGACUUUAAAUCACAGAUGCAGCAUUUCUUACAACAGCAAAUACUCUUUUUUCAAAAAGUGACACAAAAGCUAGAAGAAGCUCUUCACAAGUAUGACAGUGUUUAAUCUCUGAACUUUGAUUGGUGGACUUUCCUCAGUAUGAAUGUGACUCAAGCAGCAGAGCAAACAUUGCUGCUGCUGAAGAACUGUUGCUAGUGGUAGAUGGUGGUACAAGGAUGGUUUUGUGUUCACCUGGAAUCCUGAUUUAAUUUCUGAUUAUGUAGAAAAGAAACAGUUAUAGGGCUAUGUAGUAGAAACAGUACCACGCAUUGUAACUAAGUUAUACUGUGUAUGCCUACACUACCAUUGUAACUUUUUUGAAAUAAUGACUAUACUAUUUGCCUUAUUGCUUUUUGAAAUAUGGUAUUUUAGUGCAUACUUUG
Messenger RNA from Gymnogyps californianus (California condor), 2129 nucleotides. Its product is annotated as sorting nexin-18-like. Gene Ontology annotation, cellular component: plasma membrane; cytoplasmic vesicle. The record is from RefSeq and is a predicted model, not a curated record. The transcript is spliced from 2 exons. NCBI's taxonomy places the organism in Eukaryota, Metazoa, Chordata, Aves, Accipitriformes, Cathartidae. Gene Ontology annotation, molecular function: phosphatidylinositol binding; protein binding. Gene Ontology annotation, biological process: endosomal transport; mitotic cell cycle; endocytosis. Bases 1 to 1812 code for a protein of 603 amino acids.